Plasmodium gonderi is the source of this 1236-nucleotide messenger RNA. Its product is annotated as aspartate aminotransferase. Lineage: Eukaryota; Apicomplexa; Aconoidasida; Haemosporida; Plasmodiidae. The coding region runs from base 1 to 1236 and encodes 411 amino acids. The record is from RefSeq and is a predicted model, not a curated record. Gene Ontology annotation, biological process: amino acid metabolic process; biosynthetic process. The transcript has a single exon. Gene Ontology annotation, cellular component: mitochondrion. Gene Ontology annotation, molecular function: L-aspartate:2-oxoglutarate transaminase activity; pyridoxal phosphate binding.
AUGGACACAUUGAUAUCCCAACUGAAGGAUGUAGAACCUGAUAACAUCUUAAAAAGUACCGUAGAGUACAAUAAUGACAAAUCAGAGGUAAAAGUAAAUUUAUCUAUAGGAGUUUGUUGCAAUGAAAAUGGCACAUUGCAUAUAUUUAAAAGUGUGUUGGAAGCAGAAAAAAUAGUAAGAGAAAAGUGUAAAGAAAAGCCAUAUCUAUUAAGUAAUGGUACGAAAGAAUUUUCUCUAUUAACUCAAGAAUUGAUAUUUGGAGUUAAUUCAAAUUACAUGAAGGAGAAAAGAAUAUGUACAGUUCAAACAAUAGGAGGGACUGGGUCUAUAUUUAUAGCACUACAAUUGUUUAAGUCACUUAAUGUUAGUACUAUACAUGUAACAAGUAUUCCAUACAUAAAUCAUGUAAAUAUGAUAAAAUCAUAUGGCUUCAAUGUUAAGUAUAUUAAUUUUUUCGAUGUUAAUUCAAUAAAUAUAAAUUAUGAAGCUUUUUUAAAUGAUUUACGAAAUUUAGAAAAUGGAGCUAGUAUUAUUUUCCAAGUUUCUUGUUAUAAUCCAUGUAGCACUAACAUUGAUGAAACUUAUUUUGAAGAAAUAACAGAAAUUGUUUUAAAAAAAAAACAUAUAAUUAUAUUCGAUGUUGCUUAUCAAGGUUUAGGUUCUCCAAAUUUACAUGAUGAUGUGUCUUUAAUUCGAAAAUUUGAAGAAAAACAAAUUUGUUUUGUAGUAUGUCAGUCAUUUUCGAAAAAUAUGUCAUUAUAUGGAGAACGAGCUGGAGCACUGCAUAUUAUUUGUACAUCAAAGAAAGAGAGAAAAAUUGUUGCAAAUAAUUUACGUACUCUAAUUCGAAAAUUUUAUUCAUCUCCUACAAUUCAUACAAAUAGAAUUAUUUGUGAACUUUUACAAAAUGAAAAAUUAAAAUCCGAAUGGAUAAAGGAUUUGCAGCAAUUAUCUGAACGCGUUCAUAAAAAUAGAAUUCUUUUUUUUGAAAAAAUGGAAUUUUAUCAAAAAAAAUUUCACUUAAAUUAUGACUGGAAUGUUUAUAAAAAUCAAAGCGGUAUCUUUUCCUUUGUCCCACUCUUCUCUCGCAUUUAUGACAAGCUAAAGGAUUACCACAUCUACAUCAUCAACAGUGGACGUAUAAACGUCUCUGGAAUCACACACCAAAACGUGGAUUAUGUGGCAGAGAAAGUGUGUCUGUGCUUGUAUGAAGCUGAAAAAUCGCGUAACUCAUGA